Messenger RNA from Colletotrichum gloeosporioides, 987 nucleotides. RefSeq lists its product as uncharacterized. The transcript has a single exon. The record is from RefSeq and is a predicted model, not a curated record. NCBI's taxonomy places the organism in Eukaryota, Fungi, Ascomycota, Sordariomycetes, Glomerellales, Glomerellaceae. The coding region runs from base 1 to 987 and encodes 328 amino acids.
AUGCCGCGCCCCAACUUCUCACAAAAUGCACCGCCGCCCCAAACGCCGGUGUACUCAGAUGCCUCAAGUUCCUAUUGGCCACCGGGCUGGAACUAUGACCGCUACCGCCAUGCUACUCACGCUGACAUCGCCGAGCUUCCUGAGGGGGAGCUUUUGAAGAUGCAAGCGGGGUUGCGCGACGUACUCGGCGAAGACGGGGUGGAAAACUUGGCAAUGCAUGUAUAUGAAGAGCAGCAGCAAUCGAGCGCUGAUACUAAGGAGAGUGUGCCCGAGUACUUCCCACCAAAUUGGCUCAAGCAUUGGAGCGAACGCCACAAGGGCCAGACGUGGGGUGUGGUGGCCUUCCGGACAGCCAGCUACGAUGAUCCAGAGCGGUGGGAAGCUUUCGCCAAAGAAGUCGACAGGAUUAUUGAGAUUCCUUUCCAGAGGGCUAUCGAGGAAGGCGACGUUCCCGAGGAGUCUAUGGAAUCCAUUGAGGAGGCCAGGUCCAAGUUUGAGAUGAGGUGGAUCGAAGAUGCUGCCCUGGCCAGCGAAAGCGCCGACGAUCUCCGGGCCAGAUUCGACGGCCUCAAGUCGGACCUGCCCACCGGCAUGUCGGACAAGGUAUUCCUCGUCGCGUCUGACGAGGCAGUCGUAUCUGUUCUGGAUUUGGAGGAAGCUGAACGGCCGACUACGAGAUCCAAGUGGUGGCGUCCAUCGGCGCCGUUUCUGCUUGUCAUCGCCGCAGAUCCUGAUCCGGGGCUGGACGAAGGUCAUGAGGAGAGGGAGUGGUUCAAGCCUGUUUUCAAAGUAGCAGCGGAAGUAGUGGUCGAGGAGCUUUUGUGGCUUCUGGACUCUGACAUCAUGCCUCUGAGAAGAAUUACGCGAAGCGUCAAGGGAUUGGAAAACAUCACAGGCAAUGAGGUCGUCGGGCACAGGGAAGCGGAUGAUCUCUGGUGGAGUACGGCUCCCUCUCCGCAGAGAAUGAGGAAGCGUCGUGGAAUAUAA